GGAGGAUCAUCAUCAAUAUCAUCAACAAUCCGUAACCCAAAGAUUAUCAGAAAUGGCACCAGACAAACGUCAAACCGUGAAGUUCCUAACAGCAACAACAAUUGGAGUAGCAUUACUUGUUUUAUCCGGGUUAACCUUAACCGGAACAGUUAUCUCCCUAGUUGUUGUAACACCACUUUUGGUGUUGUUCAGUCCUGUUCUUGUCCCUGCUGGGAUAGUUUUAUUCCUAACCACAGCUGGGUUCUUAUUCUCAGGUGGAAUGGGUGUAGCUGCAUUAUCUGCAUUGACAUGGAUCUAUAACUAUGUCUCAGGUAAGCAUCCAGUUGGUUCAGACAAAGUUGAUCAUGCACGCAUGAGGUUGGCUAACAAGGCUAGAGAUGUUAAGGAUAGAGCUAAGGAUUAUGGUCAUUAUGUUCAGAACAAGGCUCAUGAGGUUGCCCAACAGGCUACUUCUUAAACUUCAUGAACCACAUUCUGUAUGGCUUGAGCUUGAUCAUCAGUUGGUCAGGUGAGGGUGCAGGUUGUGUUGCAGA
Messenger RNA from Papaver somniferum (opium poppy), 533 nucleotides. Its product is annotated as oleosin 1-like. Gene Ontology annotation, cellular component: monolayer-surrounded lipid storage body; membrane. Lineage: Eukaryota; Viridiplantae; Streptophyta; Magnoliopsida; Ranunculales; Papaveraceae. The coding region runs from base 53 to 457 and encodes 134 amino acids. The record is from RefSeq and is a predicted model, not a curated record. Gene Ontology annotation, biological process: lipid storage. The transcript has a single exon.